UUGAUAGCAGAAUAUAAUCAUUUAUUAAAAAAAAACAUUACUUUUGACAAUACAACAUUUACUAAGAUCGUAAUGAAAAAUUUUCAUCAUAAAUUCAAUUUAGAAAGAUAAAUUUCCUCGUAGUUGGAUCUCAUUUUUGGGCCUGAGUAAGAGAUCCCGGUGGUGCAAAAAUGUUUAUAUAUAGGUAUAUUUCAGGUCUGGUGGAGACCAUCACUGGACGCGAGGAUGACGAAAACUAUGAUCCCCAUCUACACCGAAAAGUCCCGAAGCCUACCACGUACGGGGAAACCAUGAUACACUUGCUUAAGGGCUGUAUCGGUGCAGGCUUGCUGGCUAUGCCCGACGCCGUACGACGCCUGGGCAUUAUAAUGGGUACCGUGGGUAUCAUUUUACUCGGAGCCAUUGCCACGUACUGCAUACAAAUAUUGGUCAUUGCAGAGUAUAAGGUAUGCAAGAAGUUAAAAAAGGGAUACGUUAAAUUUCCUCGAGGUAUGAUGGAGUCAGUCAAAAUGGGCCCGAAGUGGAUCCGGUGGUCCGGUCCCUUGUUCUAUCAGCUCGUUGACAUAUUUCUCAUCGUCUGGCAAAUUGGUGUUUGCGCUAUAUAUUUUGUAUUCGUAUCUGAGAAUGUAAAACAGGUCCUUGACUUCUACGGUAUCGAAUACUCGUUGCGAAUGAUUAUCGUCUUUGUCUUCCCUCCGCUUCUUUUACUAAGCAUGAUAAAAGAUCUAAAACUAUUGUCGCCUGUUUCUUCGACUGCGAAUAUAACAACCCUGUUGGGAAUUAUCCUCGUGUUUUUUUACCUGAUCCAAGAUGAUGUUGAAAUCGAUGCGAGGAAAUUUUCACCAAAAGGCGUAUUCGAAGUUCCCGUAUUCAUCGGUAUAACCCUGUUUGCGUUAGAAGCAGUUGGAGUGGUGCUGGCGCUUGAGUACAACAUGGAGAACCCCAAGGAUUUCACUGGACUCUUCGGACUGUUCAGUAUCGGUAUGGCUAUCAUUGUGGCCAUAUUCUGCGUGCUAGGCGUUUUCGGUUAUCUUAAAUAUGGUGACGAGGUCAAAGCAUCUAUAACCCUCAAUUUACCAUUAGAGGACAAAAAGGCUCAAGCCGCAAGACUUGCUUUUGCUAUAUCCCUGUUUCUAUCCUUUCCACUGCAAAAUUUUGUGGCUUACCAAAUCGUUUGGCAGAAGAUUUUGAAGAAAUAUAAGCCCAAAGCAGAAAGACUAUGGGACUACUUACUCAGGGUCUUCCUCGUCGUAAUACCAUUCUCGAUGGCUGUGGCGGCUCCUAUGCUUGGCCCAUUCAUGGGUCUGAUUGGUGCUCUGUGCCUGUCGAUGGCUGCCGUAGUAUUUCCCGCCAUCAUGGACGCGUGUCUCUUUUACCCGGGUGACUUUGGAUUCUGUUACUACAGAUUGACGCGUGAUAUUUUGAUCAUAAUUUUUGGUAUAUUUAGUUUGUGCGCUGGCGUUGCAAACAGCUUAGCCGAGAUGGCUGAGGCUUGGCAAUAAUUUUCGUGAUUUGUAAAUUAAAAUGUAACCAAACAAGUAAUCGAAAAUAAAUCUGUACUCACCAGUAA
Messenger RNA from Trichoplusia ni (cabbage looper), 1570 nucleotides. RefSeq names its product proton-coupled amino acid transporter-like protein CG1139. Gene Ontology annotation, biological process: amino acid transmembrane transport. The record is from RefSeq and is a predicted model, not a curated record. Gene Ontology annotation, molecular function: amino acid transmembrane transporter activity. Gene Ontology annotation, cellular component: vacuolar membrane. NCBI's taxonomy places the organism in Eukaryota, Metazoa, Arthropoda, Insecta, Lepidoptera, Noctuidae. The transcript is spliced from 8 exons. The coding region runs from base 171 to 1502 and encodes 443 amino acids.